GCAAGAGCGAGCCGGACGCCAACUCCGCCGUCCGGCGCAGCGCCCGCCGCCGCGCUCCUCGCUGAGCCUCGCUGGACCGCCCGCGGCAGCGGCGGCGGCGCUGGGGGCGGCUCCUGCGGGCGGCGCGGCCCCUGCCCGCGCGCUAGCACCCCGCGGCAGCCCCACCAGGGGCGGCCACAUUCACCUAGCGCCGGCCGGGAGGUGCGCGGAGAGGGCGCGCCGGGAGCCAGGGCCUCCCGCCAGUGCGGGGCGCGGGGCCCGCCGAGUGCGGCGGAGGCAGGCGCGCCGCGCGGUGCGGCCAGGACAGGCGCUGGGCGGCCGCGGAGCUCCGGACGCCGGCACGUCCCCAGCGCCCCGGCCGGCCCCGCCGGGCGGCCUGCGGGGGCGGCGCAGUUGCGAAACUGAGUGCCUGUGUACCUCUUCCUAGAAUACCUGUCUGGUGCUCUCCUCUUCCUCAAGACUACCUCAGCACUCCUCCCACUUGGGGACUCCAGCGCCAUAAGCUGACUACACAAGACUCUGCCUUCCCCAUAUUUCCAUAGCCAGCGACAUGACCUGACACCUUGAUGACCAGUCUCAGGGCCCUUAGGUGACUAGCUGCUACACCAUGGAACUUAAAGUAUGGGUGGAUGGAGUUCAGAGGAUUGUUUGUGGGGUCACAGAAGUUACAACUUGCCAGGAGGUUGUAAUAGCCUUAGCUCAAGCGAUAGGUCGAACAGGAAGGUACACUCUUAUAGAAAAAUGGAGAGAUACUGAAAGACACUUAGCACCUCAUGAAAAUCCUAUCAUAUCCUUAAACAAAUGGGGGCAGUAUGCUAGUGAUGUACAGCUAAUUUUACGUCGGACGGGGCCAUCUCUUAGUGAGCGACCCACUUCAGACAGUGUGGCUCGAAUUCCGGAGAGAACUUUAUAUAGGCAGAGUUUGCCCCCACUGGCUAAACUGAGGCCUCAGAUUGACAAAUCAAUCAAAAGGAGAGAACCUAAAAGGAAAUCAUUAACAUUUACAGGAGGUGCCAAAGGAUUAAUGGACAUUUUUGGGAAGGGUAAAGAAACUGAAUUUAAACAAAAGGUGCUGAACAACUGCAAGACAACAGCAGAUGAAUUAAAGAAGCUGAUCCGGUUGCAGACAGAGAAGCUUCAAUCCAUUGAGAAAGAGCUAGAAUCAAAUGAAAUUGAAAUACAAUUUUGGGAGCAAAAAUAUAAUUCUAACCUUGAAGAGGAAAUUGUCCGCCUGGAGCAAAAGAUCAAAAGAAAUGAUGUCGAAAUUGAAGAGGAAGAAUUUUGGGAAAAUGAAUUGCAGAUUGAACAGGAAAAUGAAAAACAGCUGAAGGAUCAACUUCAAGAAAUAAGACAGAAAAUAACAGAAUGUGAGAGCAAAUUAAAGGACUAUUUGGCCCAGAUCCAGACUAUGGAAAGUGGUCUUGAAGCAGAAAAAUUACAACGGGAAGUUCAGGAGGCACAAGUCAAUGAAGAAGAGGUUAAAGGAAAGAUUGGUAAGGUCAAGGGAGAAAUUGACAUUCAAGGCCAACAGAGUCUGAGGUUAGAAAAUGGCAUUAAAGCUGUAGAAAGAUCUCUUGGACAAGCCACCAAACGAUUACAGGACAAAGAACAAGAACUGGAGCAGUUGACUAAAGAGCUACGGCAAGUCAACCUCCAGCAGUUUAUCCAACAGACGGGGACAAAAGUUACUGUUUUGCCAGCGGAGCCCAUUGAAGUAGAGGCCUCACACGCAGAUAUAGAAAGGGAGGCACCAUUCCAGUCCGGGUCCCUGAAGCGGCCUGGUUCAUCUCGGCAGCUCCCCAGUAAUCUUCGUAUUCUGCAGAAUCCUAUCUCAUCUGGUUUCAAUCCUGAAGGCAUCUAUGUAUAACAUUAUCUGUCUUUAGGGGAGAGACCUAAUAAAGGUACCAAGGACAGUAAGAAUUCCUUCUUUGAUUUGUGCCAAUGAUGAACAGAGGAUCUAUUUCACAAGCCACCGUCUCUUUUUUCUGUCCUAAAUUGCAUACC
Messenger RNA from Lontra canadensis (Northern American river otter), 2004 nucleotides. RefSeq names its product Ras association domain family member 8 (gene RASSF8). The record is from RefSeq and is a predicted model, not a curated record. The transcript is spliced from 6 exons. NCBI's taxonomy places the organism in Eukaryota, Metazoa, Chordata, Mammalia, Carnivora, Mustelidae. The coding region runs from base 608 to 1867 and encodes 419 amino acids. Gene Ontology annotation, biological process: signal transduction.